AAUGGGAAGAUUCAGGAAAAAUAAAGAAACUAAAGAGGGAUUGGCACAGUUUGCUCCUACUUAUAAUGUUCGUCAAUUUAAUGCCGGUCUGACUGCUUUUGAUCCUUUGACAAGGACGAAAGGGAUAUCUAGUGUUAUACAUGAACGCAGGAGUCGAAGUAAAAGUAGAAAAUCUGCAAAAUCAGUCAAAACAACCAGUUCGAGAUCAAGAAGCAAAUCGAAAUCAGUUAAUCCUAAUGAUUUUGCAAACUCUGGCCUAUUUAUUGAUAAACAAUCUAGAGAAAUUAUGGAUCAUAUAUCAAGGAGUCAUAAGAAUCCUAAAAAUGGAAAAAUGUUAAUAUUUAAAGAAGGUGAAAAGCUAAAAAAGUUAACGAAGGAUAACGUUAGACCCAGUCCUGAUACUUUAACAUACGAUCAAAUGUUGCAAGAAUUAAUAGUUGAUGGAGAGAUACUAAUGCAAGAGCAAGGGAUAGAAUUUAAUAAAGUCGAAACUGAAGGUAGAUGCGAUGGUAAAAAAGCGUUCAUUAGACCUAAUCUUGUAAAGGGGCGGAUGUUCUUAACAAAUGCGAGACUAUUAUUUCUCAGUGCUGAACCCAUUAAAGCGACAACUCUUAAUUUGAUAUCAAACGGAAAGAGGAAGUCUUUUUAUGAAGUUGCUUCCUUCUGUAAUGAGGAGCAUCAUUAUCAAUAUCUUCCAUUAUCAUGUAUGAAAAGUAUCGAAUUACAAUCAAGAGCAGGUGGAAAAGCGGAAGUAGAUGUUCAAGGUUUAAAGCCCAAAUACGGUGGUCUAUUUUCAUGUUUUGGUGAAUUUUUCGGUGCCAAAUCUUUUCAAGAAAAGUGGACAAAGAAUCUAAAUGGCUGUCUAACCGUACAAUAUAAUGAUAAAGUACUAUUAAUUGGAGCUGAAAUACCUCCAUGGAAAACGAAGGCACUUCUUAGAAUAAACAUAAGCGAAGAAGUUUCCCUCGAAGGCCUAAUUGGUUAUAUUUCUGUCCUACAGCAAAUGGUUCCCACUUUAUGUGGCAUGAAAAAUGGAUGGAAUUGUACUGAACCACCUAGAAUACUUAACAUAGUCAGAGAAAAAGCAAAUCCAGAUGAGGCUGUUAAGCAAUACGAGAGUUCUGAUGAUCCUUAUGUCGUAGAAACUAAAAAGGAAUAUGAAGAAUUACCUCAUACUGACGUUUACAUUUACCAUCCAACUUUACAAAUGAGAGAUUCUCUAAUAACCGAAAAAGUUCCCCUUGAGCAAGCGGGUAUUGAGUCCUAUUUUAAAACAGAACCUCUUCCCAAAACGCCUGAAGAGGAAAACGGAAUUGUGGGAAAUGAUAAUGAUUUUGUGACUAAGGUGCUAAUUCAUUCUGUUGAUAAUCCUGAUUUGCCUCCCGAGGAGUGGACUGCCAUUAAAGAGCCCUUAACGUCAAGCUCCUCGGAAGAAGAGGUUUUCAACGGAGGAGAAGAGAAAGUUAGUAGCGGAAAUGAAAAUGAAAGGGAAGAGGAAAUAGAAAAUGAUAUAGAAGAGAAAAAAGAGGAAAGCGAAGUCAAUACAAACAAAACUAACGGCUAUGUUAAUUGUGGAUUUAUCACCGACGAAAAAGUUGAAUAUGAGUCUAUAAGCAGCCUUUCUAGAAUAAAAUGUGCUUGCCCAAAAUGCUUGGAGAAUGAGAAAGACGCCCAUUGGAUCACUGAUUCAAACAUAAAUUCUCAACUUAACGAAGUAGAGGAAGAAAGCGAAGAUGAAGCAAAUGCCAAAAAACAUAAAGAUUAUAAAAAGACAUUCUGUCCUUGCGAUCAUUGUCUAUCUAAAAUCGUCAACAAUAGGCUCCAAAUUUCAUUGGAAGAUGAUCAAACUGACAUUAAUAAUGCUCAAACAUUACCGAUUCGAUAA
Messenger RNA from Dimorphilus gyrociliatus, 1885 nucleotides. Lineage: Eukaryota; Metazoa; Annelida; Polychaeta; Dinophilidae. The record is from the annotation of a GenBank genome assembly.